Molecule: messenger RNA, 1047 nt
Organism: Acanthocheilonema viteae
Lineage: Eukaryota; Metazoa; Nematoda; Chromadorea; Rhabditida; Onchocercidae
Source: the annotation of a GenBank genome assembly
AUGGCUAAAUACGAAACCGUCAAAUUAGCCACUGGUGCUGAUUUACCUCUCAUUGGUUUAGGCACGUGGUUGUCCACCGAUUCGGCAGCUUUAACAACAGCAUUGAAAACAGCCCUGGAUGCUGGAUAUCCAUUAAUUGAUACCGCUUAUGUUUAUGGUAACGAGGCUGUCAUCGGAAAAGUACUGCAAGAAUAUUUCACUUCCGGUAAAUUAAAACGAAAAGAUAUCUUUAUCACAACAAAAUUACCAUUAAUGGUGCAUAGACCGGAUGAGAUCGAAGAAUUGAUUAAGAAACAGCUGGAGUAUUUGCACGUGGAUUACUUUGAUCUUUAUCUUGUCCACUGUCCAUGUCCAUGCAAACAUCAGCCUGGAGAUACACCGGAUAACUACAAAUUGCUAUUGAAGGAUGGACAUGUAGUUCCGGAAUUGAUUGACCAUAUCGAAACCUGGAAGGUGCUGGAAAAGUUGUAUGGGGCGGGAAUACUGAAAGUACGUUUUGCUGGUGCUGUAUUCCGAAACAUUGCUAUUGGAUUAUCGAACUUCAAUGAGAAACAAAUGCAAUAUGUGCUCGACCAUGCAACUGUGAAACCACAUAAUUUACAGGUCGAGGCACAUCUCUAUUGGCCGCAAAAAGAACUUCAUGAAUUUUGCAAGAAGAAUAAUAUCACGAUGACAAGCUAUGCAACGCUUGGAUCACCUGGAAGAAUAGCUUUUAAUCCGGACUUUAGUUGGCCCAUUGGUGAACCCAUGAAGGAUCCUUUGGUUUUAAAACUUGCCGAAAAGUAUAAGAAAUCACCAGCUCAGGUGCUUUUACGUCAUAUGACACAGCGUGGCAUUUCCACUAUUCCGAAAAGUGUCAAUCCAGAGAGAAUAAUUGAAAAUUUCGAGAUUUUUAAUUUUAAGUUAACGGAAGAAGAAAUUAAGCAACUGGAGGACGUGAAGACACGUGUUCGUCUUUUUCUUUUUGAUUUACUUUUCGACCAUCCCUGGUAUCCAUUCGAAGAUAUUGACUUAUCGAAGAUGAAGCGUGUAUGUCUUAAAGACUAA